AAUCAGUGUAAAAUAUGAAAUUUAAAAAUUUAUGUAUCAAAAUAUAUCUGUUAACAAGAAAUUUUACUUCUUACCUAUCAAAAUAUGCUAUUUGAAAUUGAUAAGUUGUCAGGUUAAUUCUGGAACACGAAGCGAGGGUGAGUCGGUGGUUCGAGAAUCGCAGGGAAGGUGGAACCCUAGUAAGCUCACAGUGCGGACUGUCUCUAUCUGUCAUAUGGAAUCGAAAGGGGCGCCGUGUUAGGCAGCCAAGCCUACACGGACGCCAUCCGAGUAUCAAAAGCUAAGGAAAAAAAAUCGGCUGAUAAGUAAUCAUCGAAUAUUCGUUUGAUACGGACAAGUGCAAGCUUUCGGAAACAUUGAACUCAACAUCAUCAAAAUGGCAACGAGCAAACUACCAGAAAUGAGUUAUACGUGCGAAAUUUGCGGCCUCGAAGGAUUCAAUGACGAGGAAAUGAGAUCUCACAUGGUACUUUAUCAUCUUCAAGGAGCAGCCAACUGUCCAUUUUGCGAUCUGGGGGAAAUAUCUCCCGCCGAAAUGUUGGUCCACGUGAACAGUGCUCAUCUUGAUUAUCUCACUCCAAGUACACCAGAGAAUGAUAUGAUGGCAUUCAUUGAUGAUGACCCAUCAAUGGAUGGUGAUCGGUAUGACGAAUGUCGUGGACCUUCGCCAACGUUGUCGACACAUCCAGUUCACCUUCACAAUGGCUGGGGUAGUCCACCUAAUAAUCAUUCUCAGCCAGUGCGAAAACCGGAACCUCUACUGGAUGCUGCUCCUAAUUUGAACAAUAAUAACAACAACAACAAUAGUGGAAACGUUAACAAUGGUCAGAACAAUGAUUCGAGUGUGGUCAUUUGUGCUGGAGGAAGUGGUGCUCAGUCAAUUGGUUCUGCUUCAGUCGCGGAAGGUGCUGCAGGUCAUGGCUCUCCUCUUCGGUCUGGGCUUAAUCUUCAACUACGUUCACAUGCCUCUCCUAAGCUUCCUGUACAAGAAUGUCCCAUGUGUCCAUAUAGCUCAGACAGUCCACUUAGGCUCGAAGAACAUAUCAAUCGUCAACAUUUUGAUCUUACUUCACCAUCCUUUCCUCCUGAGUCACCACCCACCCGAGAUGGUGUUUUUAACUGCCCACUUUGUGUUACAUCAUUUCCUAAUUCAUCGGAUUUGGAACUCCAUGUGAACAUCGAGCACAAAGAUAUACUCAGUCCUGCAAAUGGAUCAGCCUCUCAAUCAGACCUAGCUACUACAGGCAGUGAUACACCAGCCUGUCCAGUUUGUCUAAGCACUUUAUUCAAAAAUAAUGAUGAACUUACGGCACACAUAGAGGAGCACUUCAGUAAAAAGAACACACCCUCGCCUGUGACACCUGAUGUUUCUUCGGACAGAAUGCUGGCCAGAGAUAUGGAGAGACGUGAGAAAGAAGUAAGACGAUUACGAGAGCAACGUGAAUUCGAAAUGUUAAGAGCCCAAUAUGGCAUGGACAAUCAGGGUAACUUUAGGGAACAGAGUGUGACUAAUAUGCAGCGGGCUGUUUACGCCGGCGAGAUGUCCGUUGCUGAUUAUUAUGAAAGACAAAUCGAAUUAAGGGUUGCUGAAAGCAGUGGUAUCGACGAUGGAAGCUCAUGUACUCGAGGGCUGGUUCCCAAAGUACGAGCGGUGAGUCAAGCGUGCAGUAACGUUGUUAAUACAUGGAUGUGCUCCACGGUGGACCAUUACGGAUCCACCUACGGUGAUAAAGGAUGGGGUUGUGGAUACAGGAACAUGCAGAUGUUAAUAUCAUCACUUCUUCAACAUACGGGUUAUAACGAAUUAGUCUAUAGAGCAUGGAGUUCCGGAAGUGGAACCUCUACCGAAAAUCCUCUUAGAAGCUCAAUGCCCUCCAUUUCUAGACUGCAAAAAAUGAUCGAAUGGGCUUGGGUCCAGGGUUUUGAUAUACAGGGAGCUGAACAACUUGGUGGUAAACUAGUCAAUACUCGAAAAUGGAUCGGUGCUACAGAAGUGGUUACUCUUCUCUCUAGUCUGCACAUAAGGUGUCAACUAGUCGAUUUUCAUAGACCAACAAGUUCUGAUGGAGGACAUCCCGAAAUGUUCAAUUGGGUUUUGCAAUACUUUCAAAGAAGCGAUGAUUUCAAACCACCACUCUAUCUUCAACAUCAAGGACAUAGUAGAACGAUUAUGGGAGUUGAACAGCUCAGAGAUGGAUCCAUAACAAUGCUAGUGCUCGAUCCGAGUCAUAGUCCAGCUCAAAUGUCUCAAUUCAACAGUACAAGUAGUGCACCAGGUGCAAUGAGACUCGUCCGAAAAUCCACAGCCGCCAUGAAAGCCAGGCAGUACCAGGUAGUGGCUGUAACAGGAACCAUGGACACUGAAGUCCAGUACCAAGUACGCACCCUAAAGCUGCAAAUAGACGCAAAGCAAAGUUCUACGCUCGAUGCGCGUACCGCAAGAUAGGUGAGAUUUGGCAAAUCUAAGAAGAAAACUUUGUUCAGCAAUUCAUAAAUCUCAAAGUCUUUACUUUGUUUUACCAUCGAACAGCAUUCUUGAGGCUUCGUGACUGCCUAGCGUUAACAUACGUUUAGUAAAAUUAAAAAGAAGAAAGAUUAAAAGAAAAAACACUAAGCGCUAACAUGGUAGUUAACGAGAUAUUCUUACAUUAAUAGCUGUUGAAGAAAGCGUGGAACAUCCGGCGGGAGCCGUGCGUUCUUGCAUACUUUAAAUUAUUAUUAUCAAUAUAAUAUUAGAUAGCGAAAACGAUGGUGACUCUAACGAAUUUAUCAUGCUGUCUCUAAACAGUCAGCGUUUUUCCCUCCAAAAUGGAGACUACGUUAUUCGCGUCCAAGGGAUUGAUAAGUUAAAUCGAUUGCGAUUAAACCAAUUCCAAAAUGCCCCGUCUUGCGGUAUCGUUGCGUGGCAAAAUGUUCGGUUCAACGACGUCCAUUUUUAUUAUCUACCCAAGAUCUUUCUGCUCAAUAUUCGUCGAGGAUCUAUUCGCGGAUGGAGAGUGUUGCACGGGCACAAGAAAGAGACUCAUAUUGUAGCUGUGAUGCUAUUAUCGAAUUAACUCUAAUCACUUACGGAUUCCAGGCAUUUUUUGGACACAUCCCAAACCUAUCUAUUCCUAUUCUUCCCCUAUGAACAUCGUAAUAACGUUGAUUCUUUGAUAAAUAAAGGCUUCGCGUUAUUUCCUCACAGAGCAGCUUAUGCUUCUUUUUAUUGUUUUAUUGAUGUCGGACAUAUUAAAACUUUUAUCGUGGAAUUACAAAGCGAUACUAUUAUGAUUUUAUUCAAAUAUCAUAAGUUUUUUCCCACGCUACUCUAAAUAAUCUAAUAAAUUGCACUAUAGUAAAAGUCAUUUACAAUAUGAAAUAUUGGGUGACAACAUUUUUCAGUACUUUCCUACUUGAUUAAUCUACACCUGAAAUUGAAAGUAUCGAAUGUUCAAAUUAUUGCAAGUAGCUCAAAACACUUUUUGGAUACCGCUAAACAGUACCGCAUCGUCUCGUGCACCUUUUCAAACAUUUUAAUUAGUCAAUUUCCAGUCAAUCCGACGUGCCCUUAGAAAAAUAAGCUAUUAGAAUAAUCUGUAUAUAAAAAAAGUAACCCAUCACAUUUCAUCAUGUUCCCAGUCUUUAUUAAAUCUAACAUCUAUGGUUUGGCGUGUCGAAAAAAAAAUGACCUCACUACAUAUUUCCGCCAUCUUAUACAGAGCACACAUGCGUGUAUUAAAAAUAGUAAUAAUAAUAAUAAUAAUAAUAAUAAUACAAUAAUAAAUAGAAAUGUCGCGUAAACACGAAUUUCCUCGCAUCACGCAUCGUAUCCCACAUUCAUAUUAAGUACAACUACUUUCGUACUAAUCAGAAAUAUUUCAUUAAUAAGAUCAUUCGACUUAAGACCAUCCCAUAUUCUAGUUUAUAAGUGCGCCGUUAUUACAUUGAAAAAAGAUAGAGAAAAGUAAAAAGAAAAAAUUCUUUUUUCGUCCAUUUGCCACAUAAAUUAACAUGGUACGUUUCUGAGCAGAUAAAUUACUUAAUUCUUAUUGUUCUUAUACACUCAUUACUGUUAAUAUUUAUUAUCAUAGUUGUUAAUAACCGCGAUCUAAGGAUGCGACGGCACUGCAAUUACGUUUUAUAUAGCCUUGACUUUUACCGUGCACCAAUUAUUGUAAACGAUUCAAAUUUUGAAAGGACAUGGUGUGAUAUGUGAAUUGUUAUGUGAGAGAAGCCUUCGCACUAUUCAUACGUUAAAUUAAAAUAUAUGCUUUGUUAGAAUUCCUAA
This is a messenger RNA of Cephus cinctus (wheat stem sawfly), 4270 nucleotides long. Its product is annotated as zinc finger with UFM1-specific peptidase domain protein. The record is from RefSeq and is a predicted model, not a curated record. Bases 377 to 2446 code for a protein of 689 amino acids. The transcript is spliced from 9 exons. Lineage: Eukaryota; Metazoa; Arthropoda; Insecta; Hymenoptera; Cephidae.